Molecule: messenger RNA, 2254 nt
Organism: Hibiscus syriacus
Lineage: Eukaryota; Viridiplantae; Streptophyta; Magnoliopsida; Malvales; Malvaceae
Product: imidazole glycerol phosphate synthase hisHF, chloroplastic-like
Exons: 19
Coding region: 331-2100 (589 amino acids)
Biological process (GO): L-histidine biosynthetic process
Molecular function (GO): imidazoleglycerol-phosphate synthase activity; oxo-acid-lyase activity
Source: RefSeq, a predicted model, not a curated record
UUGUAGCAUCAACUCAUCAUUUGCUGCUUUUUUCCCUCGAAGCUGUUUCCCACUCCUUUUUUUGGCGGCGGAAUCAUCGCUGACGGCCGAUCUUCCCUCUUUCUUCAUAAGAGGUCUUCAAAGAACACUCUCACUGUAAACCAUCGUGCUUCCAAAAGAGAAGUAUAUAAGCUCUCGGCCACCUCUGCUGCCGCCUCCAUUGGAGUCUUCUCUGACGUUGGCUUCCUCGAAACAGUUCUGGACAUGAUCAAUUAGUUUCUUUCAAUUCGCCACCUCUAAGGCCUUUAACGAUUCAUAGGAAUUUGUUACGGUGAAACGCACUGUUCUGCAAUGGAGACAGUGGCAUGUGCUUCCGUUACGAGCUUCGCAACAACAUCAUUGCCGUUCUCUUUUCUAUCACAAUCUUCUAUCAUAAACCUCCCCCAAAACUGUCACAAAAGUACUCUAAAAUCAAGAUCUCCUAGAAAACUUGUAACCUGCGCUUCAUCUGGUUCCAGUUCUGGUUCAGUUGUAACUUUGCUAGAUUAUGGAGCUGGAAAUGUUCGGAGUGUAAGGAAUGCGAUUCGGUAUCUUGGCUUUGAGAUAGAGGAUGUGCGAACUCCAAAAGACAUUUUGAAUGCAGAUCGCCUUAUCUUUCCUGGUGUUGGAGCAUUUGCUUCAGCCAUGGAUGUAUUGACCAAGACUGGGAUGGCUGAAGCACUAUGUACCUACAUAAAAAAUGGUCGCCCAUUUCUAGGCAUUUGUCUGGGACUUCAACUACUUUUUGAGUCUAGUGAAGAGAAUGGACCAGUGAAUGGUCUCGGCUUGAUACCUGGUGUGGUUGGGCGGUUCAACUCUUCGAAUGAUUUUAGAGUACCACAUAUUGGCUGGAACGCUUUGCAAGUUGCUAAAGACUCUGAAAUUUUGGAUGACGUCGGAGACCACCAUGUCUACUUUGUUCACUCUUAUCGUGCCAUGCCAUCAGAUGAUAACAAAGAAUGGGUUUCAUCUACAUGCAAUUACGGUGAUGAUUUUAUAGCAUCUAUCCAAAGAGGAAAUGUGCAUGCAGUUCAAUUCCAUCCAGAGAAGAGUGGAGAUGUUGGUCUUUCUGUAUUGAGAAGGUUCCUAAAUCCAAACUCACGGGGUGCAAAGAAGCCUACUCAGGGGAAGGCUUCAAAACUUGCUAAGAGGGUAAUUGCUUGUCUUGAUGUUAGGACGAAUGAUAAAGGGGAUCUUGUUGUAACCAAAGGAGACCAGUAUGAUGUAAGAGAGCAUACAAAAGAGAAUGAGGUGAGAAACCUUGGUAAGCCCGUAGAGCUUGCUGGACAGUAUUACAAAGAUAGGGCUGAUGAGGUCAGCUUUUUGAACAUUACUGGAUUCCGAGACUUCCCAUUAGGCGAUUUACCGAUGUUGCAGGUGUUAAGGCACACAUCAGAAAAUGUGUUUGUCCCACUAACAGUUGGAGGUGGUAUACGAGAUUUUACUGAUGCAAAUGGGAGGUACUAUUCUAGUUUGGAAGUUGCUUCAGAGUAUUUUAGGUCUGGGGCUGAUAAAAUAUCCAUUGGAAGUGAUGCAGUUUAUGCGGCAGAAGAAUAUAUAAAAACCAAAGUAAAGACAGGAAAGAGCAGCUUAGAGCAAAUUUCUAACGUUUAUGGAAAUCAGGCAGUGGUUGUAAGCAUUGAUCCUCGUAGAGUGUAUGUUAAAGGUCCUAAUGAUGUGCAGUUCAAGACUAUACGGGUCACAAAACCAGGUCCAAACGGAGAAGAAUAUGCUUGGUAUCAGUGUACGGUUAAUGGUGGACGAGAAGGUCGACCAAUUGGAGCUUAUGAGCUUGCAAAAGUUGUUGAAGAACUGGGAGCUGGAGAAAUACUAUUGAACUGUAUCGAUUGUGACGGUCAAGGAAAAGGAUUUGAUAUUGAUUUAAUAAAGCUGAUAUCCGAUGCUGUCUGCAUCCCUGUAAUUGCAAGUAGUGGCGCUGGUGCUGUUGAACACUUCUCGGAGGUAUUCAUGAAAACAAAUGCAUCAGCUGCUCUUGCUGCUGGUAUUUUCCAUAGGAAGGAGGUUCCCGUUCAGUCUGUAAAAGCACACUUAUUGAAGGAAGGCAUUGAAGUAAGGAUGUGAUCAAAUAUGUUAUAAAGUUGAUUAGGUCCUCGAAAUUUUUGUUCCUAAAAUCAGUAGUAAGUAUCGAUAUGCAAACUUCACAUCUUAUUUGUUUUUAAUGUAUUAAUGCAUAUUGCAGUUCUGGGAUUGAUUUCAAAAUAUUUUUUCUUUCAGA